ANAGAGAGAGAGAUUGCUUGACAAAAAAAACACAGCAGCUAUAGUGGCAAAAAAGCUAAGAGGGUUCUUGAAUUGGUGUAUAUUCGCUGUUUUAAUCGGACCCAUUUGCUUCAUUGCUUUGAAAUAUCAUUGUGUUUACGUGAUUUGAUUUGUAUGUGGAAUGGUUUGAUCUGGGUAGAGUUUAGUGUUCUGAAUGAAGGACAAGAGUGGAGGAUGUGACGAGAAAUGAGGGUUAGAGUUAGGGUUAGGGUUUGGGAGAAAUGGGUUGUGUGUUUGGAAGAGAGAGUUCUCCUUCUGGGCAGGCGCGGUCCGAGAUCGUAGUGGAAAACCAGAGGGAAAAGGGGGGAGAGAGGGAUUUGGCUGUGCCCUCGGUUAGGAGAGAUAAAGUUGGGGCAGUAGCAAAGGCAGAGGGUGGUGGUGAUGAGGUUCAGAAUGGUGGGGAUCAGAAGGAGGAGCAAAAGGAUGGAAGUGUACGGCCUAGGGGUGAGAGGAGGCGAUCCAAGCCGAAUCCAAGGCUAAGUAAUCCGCCCAAGCAUGUGCACGGUGAGCAAGUGGCUGCCGGAUGGCCAUCCUGGCUCUCCGCGGUUGCUGGAGAGGCAAUCAACGGGUGGACCCCUCGUCGAGCAGAUACAUAUGAAAAACUCAAUAAGAUUGGACAAGGUACAUAUAGUAAUGUGUACAAAGCUAGGGAUGCUAUAACGGGAAAAAUUGUUGCAUUGAAGAAGGUCCGAUUUGACAAUUUAGAGCCUGAGAGUGUCAAAUUUAUGGCUAGGGAGAUUUUGAUUUUGCGUCGCUUGGAUCAUCCUAAUGUUGUAAAACUAGAAGGUUUAGUGACAUCAAGGAUGUCAUGUAGCUUGUACCUUGUCUUCGAAUAUAUGGAGCAUGAUUUGGCUGGAUUGGCUGCCAGUCCGGGAAUCAAAUUUACCGAACCUCAGGUCAAGUGUUACAUGCAUCAGCUACUGUCAGGUCUUGAACACUGUCACACCCACCAUGUGUUGCAUCGUGAUAUCAAGGGGUCAAAUCUUCUUAUUGAUAAUGGGGGUGUACUUAAGAUUGCUGAUUUCGGGUUGGCUUCCUUCUUUGACCCUCAUCACAAGCAGCCAAUGACUAGUCGGGUGGUUACUCUAUGGUAUAGACCGCCAGAGCUUCUUCUUGGGGCAACUGACUAUGGUGUAGGGGUGGACCUCUGGAGUGCUGGUUGCAUUUUAGCAGAGUUGUUGGCUGGGAAGCCUAUUAUGCCUGGUCGCACAGAGGUGGAACAGCUACACAAGAUAUUCAAGCUAUGUGGUUCUCCUUCAGAAGAAUAUUGGAAGAAGUCAAAGCUGCCACAUGCAACCAUAUUCAAGCCCCAGCAUUCUUACAAACGAUGCAUAGCAGAGACAUUUAAAGAUUUCCCACCUUCAUCACUGCCACUAAUUGAGACUCUUCUUGCAAUUGAUCCUGCUGAACGUCAAACUGCCACAGCUGCAUUAAGCAGUGAAUUCUUCACAACCAAGCCCUAUGCUUGUGAGCCUUCCAGCCUUCCAAAGUAUCCUCCCAGCAAGGAGAUGGAUGCUAAACUAAGAGAUGAAGAAGCUAGAAGACUGAGAGCGGCUGGCAAAGCCAAUGCUGAUGGUGUGAAGAAAGCUCGUGCACGUCACCGAGCUGUAAGGGCAUUCCCUGCUCCUGAAGCCAAUGCUGAGCUGCAAGCGAAUCUUGAUAGGCGGCGUCUAAUCACACAUGCCAAUGCAAAGAGCAAGAGUGAGAAGUUUCCUCCACCACACCAGGAUGGAACACUUGGUUAUCCUUUGGGAUCUUCACAUCACAUUGAUCCAACUUUUGAUCCUCCUGAUGUCCCAUUCAGUUCCUCGAAUUUCUCAUAUCCAAAAGCAUCCAUCCAAACUUGGUCUGGUCCAUUAUUGGACCCUGCUGAUGUUGGUGCUCCAAGGAGGAAGUCAAAGCCCUCAAAGAAGGAUUCGCACAAAGAUAAGAAUUCUGUUCGGACAAGAGAGAAAGAAGGCGUGUAAUAUAGUUAUGGUUUAUACAUCUACGGGAGAAUCCAAAAAGCUGCAAAUAUUGCCAGUUAGCCCUUCAUAUCCAAGCCGGCCUAUGUUAAAUUGCAUGGAGAGAGGUAAAAUAUAUUGUAUUCCAUAUUUCUUGUUUCUACAUUUUUUUUUCUUGGUGAUGAGAAGCUUCUGAAGUAUUGUAUAUGUCGAUUUUUUUUUAUCUUUUUAUGUUCAAGAUUUUAUUUAGAUUAGUUAAAUUUUCUAAUAAAACUCUCAGAACCUUUGCCUGUGUUAAUUUUUGUGUGUAAUUCUUAUGAUGCAGAAGCCAUUUUAGAAACUCAAUAAAUU
Molecule: messenger RNA, 2333 nt
Organism: Ilex paraguariensis (yerba mate)
Lineage: Eukaryota; Viridiplantae; Streptophyta; Magnoliopsida; Aquifoliales; Aquifoliaceae
Source: the annotation of a GenBank genome assembly